Molecule: messenger RNA, 1828 nt
Organism: Neurospora tetraspora
Lineage: Eukaryota; Fungi; Ascomycota; Sordariomycetes; Sordariales; Sordariaceae
Exons: 4
Coding region: 226-1716 (496 amino acids)
Source: RefSeq, a predicted model, not a curated record
GUAUCAAAUCAUUGCAUGAGAGUUGACAAUGGCGAAUAAACGCCACAUGGACGCCUUUCUUCCAAAAAGCCUCUUCAUGCAGGCAUCUCAUGCACUUCCAAGACGUUUUUGUGGAAGCCAUCAAUGUCAUGUCAUGAUGGAAGUGGCAUGACAUAAGAAUGUCUUACUUCCACAGGACGAAUACCAUCUUGACACACAGACAGCCAGUCAGUACUCAGUGCAGCCAUGGCUGACCCAGCAUCAGCUCCGCCAGCCUCUGGAAACCAAGGGCUGUCUGAGGCGUACAUCCAGGCCAACAAGGGCCCAGAGGCCAUCGCCAUCAUCACCACCAUCGUUGCCGUCAGCACCGUCUUUGUGUUUGCUCGUCUCUUUGUGCGGACGAGGAUACUGGGGAAGCUAGAGGUGGAUGAUUGUUUGAUCCUCCUCGGAGCAGCAUGUGCAUGGAUCUGCGUCGGCAUGACCAUUGCCUCCGUGCACUAUGGAUUCGGCAAGCACUUCGACGUCUUAACCCUCGAUGAAAAGCAGCACAUGAUCAAAUGGGCCUUCUUCAGCUUCACGCCCAGCAUUCUCGCCUUCACCAUCCCCAAGUUCGCCGUCGUGUCUCUGCUGACGCGGCUACUGAACCCGAGCCGGUGGCACCGUGUUUUCCUCUGGGUGCUGGUCGGCACUUGCCAGGUGGCUAUCCUUGGCUGCGCCGUCAUCUUGUUUGCCCAGUGCACGCCUUCGCGGGCGCAAUGGGACUUUUCGAUUACCAACGCAAAGUGCUGGAGUCCGUGGUUGUUGGUGAGGUAUUCGAUGGUUGCUGGAUGUUUCUCCGGCCUUACCGAUCUUUACCUCGCCGUUUACCCCACCAUCGUCCUCUUCAAACUGCAGAUCAACAACAAGAAGAAGAUCGCCCUCUGCUUCGCCCUGGGCAUCGGGUCCGUCUCGGCAAUCGUCUCCAUCUACAAAUCCACUCGUCUGCCCUCUCUGGCCGGGACUGAUUUCUCCUGGGAUACCACUGAUCUGGUCAUCUGGUCCCUCAUCGAAGGCAGCACCAUAAUAAUCGCCUCCUGCAUCCCCCUCCUCCAACCGCUCCUCGACGUCCUCAUGGGCCGGCGCACCCUCUGCAGCACCCCUCAGUCACGCGGCUACAAGUCCAGUGGAGCCUACGGCCGGCACACCCACAAGCAACUGUCCAAGUCCACCGACGUGGAACUCCAAGCCGGCAGUGGCAACAAGUCCAAGAACAAUACCUUGAGAUCGAAAUCAAAGGUAGCGUACCCAGACGAUGAUUUACUAAGGACUGUCGUGGCGCCGGCCGAGUCGGAUACUUGUUCUGCUACCGAAGUGGGAGGAGAGGAUGGGUAUAGUCAUAACGCGAAGGCCUCGGAGAGUCAGGAGAGUAUUUUGAUUUUGAUGACAAACGGACAGGAGGCAGGGCAUGGGCAUGGGCAUGGGCAUGGGCAUGAUGGCAAGGGACAGAUGCAGGUUCACGCCAUGCAAAAGGGUAAUGGAAUUGAAUGCUCACGGUCUUCGGCGGGGACGGUGACGGGGGUGGUGAUGGGUGGACAUGGAAAGGGCAAUGGGAAUGGGAAUGGGGGAGGGCCUGGUGUUCCGGGUCGUGCCACGCCCACUCCUGCGGGAACGAUUAUGAGGACGCAAGAGGUUACGAUGACUGUUGAGGGACGUGGUAGUGAUAUGCCUGCCUACCCUGCUAGGACGGCGAGGUGGUAAAGCUCAAAGAGAGAGAUACGAGGGCAUCGUGGAAGGGAUAGGUCAAGGCUUGAGCUGUAAACCAGCGUAUGCUUCUGAAAAGAGCGGGUGAUGAAAUGGAGGGAAGGUGGCG